This is a messenger RNA of Culex pipiens pallens (northern house mosquito), 2345 nucleotides long. RefSeq names its product peroxisomal acyl-coenzyme A oxidase 3. Gene Ontology annotation, biological process: fatty acid beta-oxidation using acyl-CoA oxidase; lipid homeostasis. Lineage: Eukaryota; Metazoa; Arthropoda; Insecta; Diptera; Culicidae. Gene Ontology annotation, cellular component: peroxisome. The transcript has 6 exons. The record is from RefSeq and is a predicted model, not a curated record. Gene Ontology annotation, molecular function: pristanoyl-CoA oxidase activity; fatty acid binding; FAD binding. Bases 243 to 2330 code for a protein of 695 amino acids.
UUUGAGUUGUGCACUCUUCUCGUUCACAUCGCAUCGCGGUCGCGUCACGUCGCCGGGAGGACGCUUUUGUUAAGUUGCGAAAUUCGGUUGAUCGCCGCGUGGUUUAUCGCUGCUUAGUGUUUGUGUUGCAUUUGUGGAUCGCAAAAAAAGUGCCGGCAUUUUCCGUUCCCGUGUGUACAGUGGAGAGGAAAAACAGAAGCUGUAAUAUCAAUUCACCGUAACCGCCAACAUUCAGCCCUAGAAUGCCCGAGGAAGACAAAACGUGUCCGAUCCCGGACUUGCCGCGUGGACCGCUCUGCGAGUACCGCCAGCGGGCAAAGUUCAGCUGGAAGGCCCUCAAACAAGUCUUGGAAGAUCCCAACGUGAUACGGAUUAGGUACGAUGUUUGGCAAAAGUUGGAACGCGAACCGCUGUUCGCUCCGCUCACCAACACGCUUCCAGUCGACCAGCAGAAGGAACGGGCCGCCAAGCAGGUCAAACGGAUCGCCGAGCUCAAACUGGACCCACAGGAGAUCUACUCGAUGGACUACAAGUACCGGGUGCGCUAUCUGAUGAGCAUCAACGAGGCGCUGCACGCCGUAUGUCCCAGCAUGUCGGUCAAGAUCGCCCUCGGAGUGGGACUGUUCACGAACGCGCUGCUCGCGAUGGGUUCCGAACGGCACUCGGCCAUCUACAAUGCAGCGUGGAAUCGGGAGAUCAUAACCUGCCUGGCCAUCACUGAAGUUUCUCACGGUAGCAAUACGAAGCGAUGUCGCACAACGGCCACGUACGACCCAAAGACUCAAGAAUUUAUCAUCAACACGCCGGACUUUGAGGCCGCCAAGUGUUGGGUUGGCAAUCUGGGCAAAACUGGUUCGAUGGCGUUGUUGUUCGCGAUUCUGCACACGAGUGACGGUCAAAAUCACGGACUGCAAGGAUUCCUAGUUCCGAUUAGGGAUCCAACAACCCUGCAACCCUACCCCGGGGUCAUCGUGGGCGACAUCGGUGAAAAGAUUGGCCUCAACGGAAUCGACAACGGGUUCGUGAUGUUCAACAACUACCGGAUACCGCGGGAGAACAUGCUGAACCGAGCCGGGGACGUAACGCCGGAAGGAACCUACGAGAGCACCUUCACCGAGCCGGGCAAAAUCCUGGGCGCCGUACUGGAAUCGUUCUCCGCGGGCCGACUGGGCAUCAUGCAGGAAUCAUCCAACACGCUGUCGCACGCCGCCGUCAUUGCCGUUCGCUAUGCAGCUCUUCGCAAGCAGUUUGGGCCGGAAAAGGACGGACCGGAACAGUCAAUCAUGGAGUAUCAACUGCACCAAUGGCGAAUCUUCCCCUACCUCGCCGCAGCCUGCGUACUUAAGGCUUCAGUCUUCUCCCUCACCGACAUCUAUCUGGCGACGGUGCAGAAAUCGCAGAAAGAUUCCAACGGGUUCGAGCUGCUGUCGCAAAUCGUGUCCGAGCUGCACGCCCUGGUCUCCUCCUCCAAACCACUCGUUACGUGGACCGCACGGGAUGCCAUCCAGGAGUCGAGGGAGGCUUGCGGAGGUCACGGAUACCUGCGGGCUGCAAACCUCGGGGAGUUGCGCAACAACCACGAUCCCAGCUGUACUUACGAGGGCGAUAACAACGUGCUCGGCCAGCAGGCGUCCAACUGGUUGCUGCGCCAGUGGAAGGCGGCCAAGGUGGAGAGUCCGGUGGGAACGGCUAACUUUAUUGAGCGAAGGGAGGCCAUUCUGGGGAGCAGCUUUGACGCGAUUGUUCGGGCGAGUGGUGGCGUGGUGGAGAGUGCGGAAUUCAUCACCAACUGCUACGAGUGGCUCAUGUGCUGGCUGCUACAUUCGACAGCCGAGCAGCUCCAGCAUGCCGAUAAAGACGGAACCGACCGGUUUAAGGCACGAAAUGACUCGCAGGUGUAUCGUGCUAGGGACCUGAGUCGCGCUUACUCCGAAUACUACGCCCUGGAAUGCUUCAGAAAACGCUGCCUGCGCGAAGACGUCGCCGAAAACUUGAAGCCAGUCCUGUCCAACGUGUAUCUCAUCUACGGCAUGUGGUGCAUCGAUCGUCACCUGGCCACCUUCUACGCGGGUGGCUUUGCCGUUGGACCACGCUUUGCCGAUGCCAUCCGGAGUGCGCUGCUCGGAGCCUGUGGCCAGCUGAAGGACUCGGCCGUGGCCGUCGCCGAUGCGAUCGCACCACCCGACUGGGUGCUAAACUCCGUCAUUGCAAAGUCCGACGGGCGGCUGUACGAGAACAUUCAGAACGUCAUGAUGACGAAUCCGGGGGCGAUGGAGCGAGCCUCCUGGUGGAAGGACAUCGUCCCGAGCAAGAUGAAGGCCAAGUUGUAAGGGGUUUGCGCUGCG